Molecule: messenger RNA, 443 nt
Organism: Hibiscus syriacus
Lineage: Eukaryota; Viridiplantae; Streptophyta; Magnoliopsida; Malvales; Malvaceae
Product: expansin-like A1
Exons: 2
Coding region: 116-340 (74 amino acids)
Cellular component (GO): plant-type cell wall; plasmodesma
Source: RefSeq, a predicted model, not a curated record
GAUAAGAUGUAAGGAUCCAAAACUCUGCGGCAAUAAAGGGGCUAACGUGGUACUAAUCGAUCACAACUACGAUAACCAAACCGACUUUGUUCUUGGUUUCUUCGCUUUACUAGACAUGGCUAAUGACGGCCUGGCCCGAGACAUUUACAAACAAGGGAUCGUGGACGUGGAAUAUAAAAGGAAACCCUGUGUAUUUGAAAACCAGAACUUGUAUGUUAGGGUUGAAGAAUCAAGCCAAAUACCAUAUUACUUGCAAAUUAAAUUGCUUUAUCAAGGCGGUCAGACUGAGAUUGUAGCCAUUGAUGUAGCUGAGGUUGGUCUUACUACUGGAACUCCAUGAGUAGGAACUAUGGGGCAGUUUGGGACACAAACAGAGUCCCAAAUGGUGCAUUGCAGCUCAGAUUUGUGGUGACAUCUGGGUAUGAUGGGAAGUGGAUUUGGGC